Molecule: messenger RNA, 2737 nt
Organism: Nematostella vectensis (starlet sea anemone)
Lineage: Eukaryota; Metazoa; Cnidaria; Anthozoa; Actiniaria; Edwardsiidae
Product: caspase recruitment domain-containing protein 9
Exons: 8
Coding region: 123-2501 (792 amino acids)
Biological process (GO): regulation of apoptotic process
Molecular function (GO): protease binding; death domain binding
Source: RefSeq, a predicted model, not a curated record
CUGGGCGAGUUCUUGGCCAAUCAGAUCAUCUUAGCACUUUCGCAACCGUGUAUACACUUGGAACUACGUUCCGACUGGACAACAACAAGACCACACUACGAACUGAGCUGAGUGAAAAAACAAUGGAGAACGAGGAAGAUUCAGAUUUCAAUCUGAAAAUUGAGGAAUCGAGGUUUGAAAUAGUGAAGCGGUUGAACCUAGAUCGUACUUCAUUAUUGGACUAUCUUAGGAGCAAAGGAAUUUUUGAUGCUGGUGACUGUGAUCUGGUUUUAUCGGAGAAAACUCGUGAACACAAAGCUGGCAAAUUGUUGGAUAUUUUGGAGACAAAAGGAAAUAAUGCUGUCUUGAUUUUUGUGGAUGCAUUACAAUUUCAGAAUCCUGAUUUAUUCGAGAAGAUAACUGGAAAAAAAGCUAAUCCAGGUAGCCUGUAUAACGACAUGACCCUCACUCUAGCGGAUUGUAGGUAUAUUCCUGAUGUCGAAAUCCUAAGCGGUCAGUUGAAGCAGACGAUCAGCGAUUUCCACGACCUUGCCAUGCGCUAUCACGAAGUGCUCAAAGAGAACCAAUCACUUGGCAAGCACCUUGACCAGGCCUCCACAGACCUGGAGGCGAAACACAGGCGAGUGGGGAUCCUUGAGAAGCAGAUGAUCGACACGGAGGCGGGCGUAGCGGAGGCGCACAAGAACGCCAGUCAACUUAGCGAGGCCGUUACUGUACAGCUAAGAAACCUACAGCAAAUUAUCUGCGAGAGGAAUACAUUUAUUAUCGCGUUACAAAUGAAAUUGCUGACAGCAGAAGAGGAAGCGAAGCAGAUGCGCAAAGUCCAGGAAGACCUUCGCACACAGCACAAUGAGCUGCUAAAAGAGUGGCGGGAAUUGUCCAGGAAUUAUGACCAUGAACGCCGUGAGUCGAUAAAACUCAGCGAGAAACUUAAGACCCAGAAAGGAAGCAUAGAAAAGGUUAGCGAGUUCGAGAAGCAAUGCAGGGAGCUCCAGUUUGUCAAUCAAAAGUUGAUCGCCGAGCGAGACGAGUCUGGGAACCAAUUGAACGAGCUAAAGGACUGGACCGAGGCGCUCAAAGCAAAAUUUGAUCUUGUCACUGACGAAUACAAACAGCUACAGCAAAGCUUCGUGAACGCGGCGGCAGACAAUUGCAAACUGAAGGAGAAUGUGGAGGAGUUAAAGCUUCACUUGUCGCUAAAUAAAAUUGCAACAGCGGAUCUGAAAAACUGGAAUGACGAGUUAGAGGAGGGUAUCAAAGAGUACAGGAAACAGCGGGAUUUCUUUUCUGAGUCAAGAAAAGAAGCCUUGCAAGAGCGUGACAAUGCCCAGAAGGAGCGUGACGAGGCUGUACAAAAAUACCAUGACGUCAUCCAGACGUGCGACGCCAUGGUCACGCGACAGUGCGAACACACUAAACACUUUGAGGAAAAAUACGACAAGGCGCUGAACGAGCUGAGGCCGCUGCAAAGAAAGAUCGCAGCCGCACAACUUGAGAUCGAGGAGUUGAAGAGUAAGCUGCGUGUGCAUGACGACAGAGAGAAGGCGGAGAGGAUGAGCUGCGAACACCUGAACGAAGUUAAUACCAUCAAGGAUAGAAUUGACGUCACUCAACUAUACGAGAGCGUAAGUGAGGCGUCAAGUCCACAGGGUUCCCCUACAGGAAAACUGGAGGGCUUCUCUUGGGCGGACCGUCGUGCCACGACAGCUAUAAUAGAUAGCGUUCGCAAGCGCGUGGCGGGAACACAACAAACCCAAGUCAAAGUCAUGAGCCUCGACCGCGCCCUAAUAACAAAACCUGACGACACAAACCCGGAUCUCCUUCAAGCAGGCAAAAUGGUCUUCAAAUCCGUCCCUUCCUAUGGAACGCUGCAGUGCAUGUUCGGGGGGUCCUUAGGGAGAAAUGGACUCGGAAGCCCUGCGGAAGGGACAACCACACAAGACACUGGAAACGAGCAUAGCCUCGAUUCGACGUCGACAAAUUCGAGUAGAAACUGCCACGAAGAAGGAGCGAGCCCGCGUAGUGAAGGCUCCAAAAGCAGCGGGGCUGAAAACGAUUGUAAAGUGGAAGAAGACAAGCCGGAAGUAAGUAAACCAAAAAGUAGACCUCAUCUGUAUUCAAAAAGCCUUUCCACCUCGGCGUUGCUCUUAAACGGGAACAAGGUGAAACAUGCUGUGAAUGACGAACUUCUAGAAGAAGAAUCGAGCGAUCUAUACGAUAACGAUUCCACCGAUAUCGACAACUCGUUUCACUGGGUGCGAACCGACGAGUGUGGGAACCCUUUGGUAGGCUCGCGAUCCGAGGGGGAGCUUCGGCCCGAGCAAGGCGCGCUAGGAAUGACGGAAAAUGAACUACACGCAUUCUAUAAUAACCUCAUCCACAAACCGCUGAACUUUCGUCAGAGAGCAUGGGCGAUGAAGAAAAAGUCGACUCGCCGACAGUCGGAGCCGACGAUUCGAGUGCUGCAUGACAAUGGAACAAACCUGGCGAAGACAAGCUGAGAUACAGCUCCCGACGAAAGAAGGCGCGCGCGUCUUUUAAACAUUGUUAUGUUCUCGUGUGUUGAAAAGUCAGAUUGGUUGAUUGAAAGCCAGAUUGAUUCAGAUAACCAGAGUCCGAUUUAGUGAUUUUAGAAAGCCAGAGACCAGUUAGCAAAUUCAUCCGAAGUUCAAGCAAUAAUACGCCAAAAUUAUAUUUUCAUACUUUUAUAAAGUUUUAUGGUAUAGAUUUUAUAUUU